AUGGGUCUUCCCACGCCGCUCAAGAUUAUCUCCAUGGAAGUCGGCAGUCCCAGAUUCGAAAACUUCUUCCGCAUCUUGGCUGGCACCCAUGUCAAAUAUAUCACCACAGGUCCCGGUUCUCUUGACAACGAGGCUUUGAUGGACAUGCCACUGGACUUUGCCAAUAUUCUACCGCCCCUGCCAUACGGUCAAGCUACCUGGAACACUGCUCGUAUAUCUCGCAAUACGACGACAGGAAAAUUAGAGGCCGAGAUCUCCAUCCGCGAGAUGGCCGGUAUCAGCAAUAUUUGGCAUCCAGCCCUGGUCGAUUUCCUCCAUUUACAAAAGAUAAAAUCCAUGGGACUCUUUGUUCAGCUUUGCACGCUAACACCCGACUCGAUAUUUAUCCACCAAAACAGCACUGGGAAAAGGGUGAUCGCCAAGAUGGCCCGGUUUGAGUGGGAAAUUCAGUACCUCACCCGAGAGAACCAGGCGUACCAACUACUCCAAGGCACUGGUAUUGGGCCCCGAGUAUUGGGCCACAUCCACGAGCAAGGUCGCGUUAUUGGCAUUCUUCUCGAAAUAGUACAAGGCCGUGCCGCUGGGAUCGACGAUUUACCUCGGUGUCUGGCAGCGUUGAAGCGCUUGCACAGUAUGCGCAUUCUCCACGGAGACUGCAAUAGGCACAACUUCAUUGUUGGGUCUGGCGGGGAGGUUACGUUGAUUGAUUUCUCGGAGUUCAAGGAAAAUGCUACAGAUGAAGAGUUGGCUGCAGAGGAGGAAUCUCUCGCGGGAAAACUAGAAGACGAUAGCGGUUUAGGGGAUUAUGGGGCUCUUGGUGAAGAUGAUGAUAACUGA
Molecule: messenger RNA, 837 nt
Organism: Clonostachys byssicola
Lineage: Eukaryota; Fungi; Ascomycota; Sordariomycetes; Hypocreales; Bionectriaceae
Source: the annotation of a GenBank genome assembly